UGAGGCCUUAGCGGCUGUACUGUGGUGAGGCGUGAGGAAUAUCGUGAACGAUGAAUUGGGAACCUCCAAACGAACCGAGAAUCAUUGUCGAAGACUGCGCUACCUCACAUCAGAGUCGGGAUCUGUGGUGUUCAUGCUUGAGGUGACCUACUAUUGGAUAGCCUGUAUAUGGUAGACGGGGUCAUGAUAUUCUCCUAAUAUCAGACGCAUAGAGCCAUACGACACCACCGGUUACAAGCUUCCAUACUCCACGCCUCGCCAUGUGGGACGGUCUCUUUAUGCUGCUCAGCUUGAGCAUCGUGAUGGCGAUCGCCUCAUUCGGUGCCGGCUCCCUCCCACUCGCGCUCAGCCUCUCCCCUCAACAACUACGGAUGAUCACAGCCCUAGGCACAGGCGUCCUCGUCGGCACCGCACUAAUCGUCAUCAUCCCAGAAGGUGUCGAAACACUGUACUCCGCCCAGCCAUCCGAGUCCCACGCCCACGCCGAGUCCGAAGAACUCGAGCACGAUGCGCACACCUCGCAUAAAGAACCCCACGCCUGGGUCGGCAUCAUGCUCGUCCUGGGCUUCAUACUCAUGUAUCUGAUCGAUGUGCUCCCAGAUGCCCUCUCACCUUCGCGUGAUCUCUAUCAACCGCUCCAUAUCUCUCUCUCAAACCUCUCCCGUGGCCUUCACCGCGCCGACUCACCAACAUCCGAAACACCUCCUGAAUCAGAGCCACCCGCGUCCAAGAGCACCGCGACAUCAAUCGGCCUGAUCAUUCAUGCGAUUGCCGACGGUAUCGCGCUCGGUGCCUCUAGCACCACCCCUUCAACGUCUCUAUCCUUUAUCGUCUUCAUCGCAAUAAUGCUACACAAAGCGCCGGCGAGUUUCGGGCUUACGAGCGUGUUGCUGAAACAAGGCGUGUCGAAAAGACUCGCGCGAACACAUUUGGCCGUGUUUGCGCUGGCGGCGCCCACAGGCGCGAUAGGGACGUGGAUUGCGGUGCACAUGCUCGGGGGAGGCGACAGUAUAGGAGACGAGGGCAGCAUGGUGUUUAGUACGGGAUGCGUGCUGAUAUUCUCCGGGGGAACGUUUCUAUACGUCGCCAUGCACGCAAUGCAGGAAUCCAACUCACCGCAUGGCCACCACGACACAAACGGAUACGGGGACUCGUACGGCGCACGGCAGCAUUCGAACCACGCGCCCAAGAAGCAAACAGCAACAGAGGUGGCGGUGAUGGUUGCCGGAAUGCUCGUCCCUCUGCUAACACAAUUCGGACACGCGCAUUGAGUAAACAUAUUCUUGUCGACAUUGUAUGUAAAGUCAACACCAUCAGUCUGGGUACGCCCGAUCCAGCGCGGCGUUAGGAGUGGCUAGAGGUUUAUACUGUAUUUGGGUGCGAUCUCCGGUAUCUAUAUAUGUCCUGUCUGUACAAAUUUGAGCUUGGACCAAUAUAGUGAACAGUGUAUAGUGAAUAGGAACACCAACA
Molecule: messenger RNA, 1470 nt
Organism: Pseudovirgaria hyperparasitica
Lineage: Eukaryota; Fungi; Ascomycota; Dothideomycetes; Acrospermales; Acrospermaceae
Product: Zinc/iron permease
Exons: 3
Coding region: 261-1271 (336 amino acids)
Biological process (GO): transmembrane transport; zinc ion transport
Cellular component (GO): membrane
Molecular function (GO): metal ion transmembrane transporter activity
Source: RefSeq, a predicted model, not a curated record